CGGCGGGGUUUGCACAUGGCGGCGGCGCUGGCGGCGGGGCGGCGCGGGGCGGCGCGGGCGGUGUUGGGGCCCGGUGCGGGCCGCGGGUGCGGAGACGCCGCGGGCUGGGCCCAGCGGGAGCGCUCGUACUGGCGGGCGCUGCGGCGGAGGGUGCUGGGCCCGCCCGCGCCGCCCUUCGCCGCCCCCUGCCAGGUGGGAGCCCCGGUGCUGCGCGCGGCCGCCGCCGCCGUGGGCCCGGAGCUGCUGGGCGGCUCCGAGCUGCGGGAGCUGGCGGCGGCGCUGGCGGCCGGGCUGCGGAGCGGGCCGUGCCUGGGGCUGAGCGCCCCGCAGCUCGGGGUGCCGCUGCGGGUGUUCGCUGCCGAGCUGCCCCCCGCCCUCUGCCAGCGGUACCCGGCGGCGCUGCGCCGCGCUCACUGCAUCGAGCCCUUCCCGCUCCGCCUCUUCGUUAACCCCGUGCUUCGCGUCGUGGACGCGCGGCUCGUCACCGGCCGCGAGGGCUGCGCCAGCAUCCGCGGCUUCUCUGCCUACGUCCCGCGCCAUUGGGCCGUCAGUGUGUCGGGUACGCACCCCACAGCCCUGCCUGCACCCCCGGCGUCUGCCCAGCGCCGUGGUUGCUCCCUGACCGCUGCUCUCUGGUAGCAGGGGUGGA
This is a messenger RNA of Pezoporus occidentalis (night parrot), 649 nucleotides long. It is a transcript of the gene PDF, whose product is annotated as peptide deformylase, mitochondrial. The record is from RefSeq and is a predicted model, not a curated record. NCBI's taxonomy places the organism in Eukaryota, Metazoa, Chordata, Aves, Psittaciformes, Psittacidae. The coding region runs from base 16 to 639 and encodes 207 amino acids. Gene Ontology annotation, cellular component: mitochondrion. The transcript has a single exon. Gene Ontology annotation, molecular function: peptide deformylase activity. Gene Ontology annotation, biological process: peptidyl-methionine modification.